Messenger RNA from Enterobius vermicularis (human pinworm), 549 nucleotides. The record is from the annotation of a GenBank genome assembly. Lineage: Eukaryota; Metazoa; Nematoda; Chromadorea; Rhabditida; Oxyuridae.
UUGACGAUAAAACAGAUUUGUUAUUUAGGUAAACGUCACGGUGAAUUAUUAAUUCAACCAUUGGCACCGGUAUAUGCAAUAAUAUAUGAGGACUCAUUGGGACAACUGACUGAUCAAAUUGCUCAAGAAAUUUGUGUCAAUUAUGGAUCAACAUUACAAUUUUUUAUUCAAAAAAAUUUGGAAAGAAGUUAUCGGUCAAAAAAAUUUUAUGAACGAGCCGAUAUUCCAGCAGUUGGAGUACUGAGUGGAUGCACAAAUUUAAAAUUAUUUGCACUUCGAGAACGUAUCUCGUACGGUACUGCGUUACUGUUGGCAUUGAUAGCCAAAUCUCAGAAUACUACGUUGUGUUUAAGACGAAAUGCUAUUUUGAAAAGAAUGAAUUGGUCUGAAUCGUUGGUGAACAGUAAAGUCGGCGAAAAAAUUGUUGACUAUAAUUGGCUACGAAUACAGUGUAAAAAUUACGGUGAUUUGGAAAAUACAAUGUCUACACUAACAAAUUCAACUGCCACUGUCGUUAACGAUAACAGAUAUUUAUUUUUGUUUCGAUAA